AUGAAAGCUGAGAAGAAGAAGAAGGAAGAAAACUCAAUAAGGGAGGACCCUAAGGAGAGCAAACAUAUGCAUUCUCUACCUUUCCCUCAAAAGCAAAGCAGAGAUAAGCUGGACAUGCAAUUUGGGAGAUUUCUGGAUGUGCUGAAACAGGUUUAUGUAAACUUACCAUUCACAGAAGUGCUCUCACAGAUGCUUGCUUAUGCUAAAUUCUUGAAAGAGAUCCUUACUAAAAAGAGGAAAAUAGAGGAGAUCUCAGUGGUCAAGCUCACAGAGGAUUGCAGCGCGAUAUUGCAAAAUAAACUCCCACAAAAGUGUGGAGAUCCAGGGAGUUUUACUAUACCUUGCUCUGUAGGAACUAUUAAUUUUGAUAAAUCCUUAUGUGAUUCUGGUGCCUCAAUUAAUUUAAUGCCUCUAUCUAUCUAUAGGAAACUGGAGAAGGAGAAUGGAGAGAUAAGGUCUGCACCCAUAUCUUUGCAGCUGGCGGAUGAAACGACUAUAAUACUCGAGGGAAAAGUGGAAGAUGUAUUAGUUCGGGUGGAUAAGUUCGUACUUCCUGUGGAUUUUAUAGUGGUAAACAUGGAGGAAAACAAGGAGGUCCCCCUCAUCCUAGGAAGACCAUUCUUAGAGAUGGGUAGAGCUAUAUUGGAUAUACACGAGAGAAAACUCAUGCUUAGAGUGGGUGAGGAGACUGUGACUUUCAAGAUAGAUGUAGAAAAUGGGGCACAAAAAGGACAAACCAGCUGCGAGUGUUGA
This is a messenger RNA of Nicotiana attenuata, 753 nucleotides long. RefSeq lists its product as uncharacterized. The transcript has a single exon. The record is from RefSeq and is a predicted model, not a curated record. Bases 1 to 753 code for a protein of 250 amino acids. NCBI's taxonomy places the organism in Eukaryota, Viridiplantae, Streptophyta, Magnoliopsida, Solanales, Solanaceae.